Messenger RNA from Tetrapisispora phaffii CBS 4417, 1803 nucleotides. RefSeq names its product Eaf7p (gene EAF7). NCBI's taxonomy places the organism in Eukaryota, Fungi, Ascomycota, Saccharomycetes, Saccharomycetales, Saccharomycetaceae. The transcript has a single exon. The record is from RefSeq and is a predicted model, not a curated record. The coding region runs from base 1 to 1803 and encodes 600 amino acids. Gene Ontology annotation, cellular component: H4/H2A histone acetyltransferase complex; nucleus. Gene Ontology annotation, biological process: regulation of DNA-templated transcription.
AUGGUAGAAUGGACCAUAGUCGAUGAAAUAAGAUUCUUCAGAUGGGUAUCUGAAUUCAAACCUGCAGGUGAAACUAAGGACUCAAAUGUGUCAGCAAUUGUUGAAAGGAUGAAUAAUCCGCAAAAAUUUCCUGUAACGUUAUUGCAAAAAGAUGUUGUAAGAAAUGAUAAAAAAUUCUCUGCCGAUGAUAUAUGGAAUAAAUUAAAACAAUAUUACGAUAUUACUGAAAUGGAUAAAAUAGAAAAUAAUAAAUGGGGUAUCACAUAUGAUAAUGAAAACGAUAAUAUAGUAAAACCUGUCAUUGCUAAUGACUCCGCUAGUACAAAAUCGGAAAGGGAAGUAAUAUUGAAGCAAGAUCAAAAAGAAAGUCAGUUGCCAUGGGAUGAAUAUGGUGAUUUGCUGGUUGAUAAUGCACAAGAAUCCAAUGAAGUUGGAAUAAAUAAGGAGUCUAAGGAUAGUGUCAACGACAUUGAACCGGCUAGGAGUACUGAUGUGUCUAAUAAUCAAAACGAACAAAGUAAUAUAACGUCUGAAAAGGUAUGCAAUGAUAAAAAGGAAGACAAACGCAUCAAAGAUAAAACAGUUAGCAAUGACUCUGUAAAAUUACAAGAUGACACAUCAGAACCACUUGGCAGUGAUGAUAUUGAAGUGCCAGUAGUCAAGAAGGAAAAUACUAAUAAACAAGCCGAAGAAGAAAAGCAGAUAGAAAAGGAUGAGAGUAAUAUAAAUAAAGAUUUUGAAGGAGCAGAUAUUGAAAAGAUAGAAACAGAAGCUGUUGAGGAAGAAGUUGUUGAAGAACAAUCAGAAGAAAAAGAAGCAGGAGAAAAAGUAGAGCGUAAAGACACCAAGAUUGCAGAAGGUGAAGAGGUUCACACUGGUACAAAUGAAGAGGUCAAAGGAAAUACAGGAAACAGUGAAAUCGAAGAUGAGGAGAUUAGUAGGAAGCAUGAAAUAGAAAGUAGAAACGAAGAUGAAGUAAUACCGAGAGUCGAACCUGUAACGAAUGAAGAAGACAAGAUAACAUCAGAGGAGAUUGAAUCAAAAGAGAAGGAACUUAAAGACGACAAGGCUUCCGAAAAUGCUCAAAAAGAAUCAAUAACUAAUGAAGAGCCUUCUUUAUUAGAAGGUACUCUUAAUGAAAAUAAUGAAGAAAAAGUUAAAGCAAAACAAAAUGCUGAUGUCAAAAUGGGAUCAGAAGAUAAUAAUGAACUUGCUAACGGGGAAAUGGAUAUUGAAGCAGUUAAAAGAGUUAAUCCAAUUAAAGGCAUAGAUACAUCUAAUAUAAUAGCAACUGACGGUGAUAAUAACACUGUUGAAGAAAAAUCAAUUCCGCAUACUAGACGAUCAGUUAGAGUUUUGAGAAAGGAAAGGAAACAUCCUGUCGAUGAAAACCAGACUAAAGCUAUGGACGAGAAUAGCACUGAAGCAUCAAAAAAUACGAAAGAUGAGAAAGAAAAUGAUGAUGAAGUUAAAGACAGUAGAGAUAAGAGUGAUAAUGAAAAGAAGAACAAUACUGUUAGUUCAGAGGAAACCGAAGAAGUAACUAAAAAUAAUAAAGAUGUUUCAUCUGAUAACAUAGCGGAAGAGCUACAAGAUAAUGUAGUUGCAGAUGAGAGACCACUAGCCAAGAGAACUAGACAUGCAUUCACAGUUGACACCAAUAAGACUAAAGAAGCAGUUAGUGAGCAUGAUACAAUUGCUCAAGAAAAGUCUCAAAAGAGAAAGAAGGGAAAAGUUGAUCAACCGCCUGUGGCCUCACGUUCUAGCACUAGAGUAUCAGCUAGAUUGAGAAACAAAAAAUAA